AUGUACAAGGAAUCCCGUGAGAUGUCUCGAGCCGAUGCUGUUCACGCUUGCUACCAGGACAUGGCUUCUCGACACUGUGCUCGAUUCUGUUUGAUUCAGAUCCUCCAAGUUGCUGAGAUCAAAAAGACAGCAGAUGUUUGCCGGCCUCACUUCAAGCAACUUUUGGUCCCCAAACUUUGUUUCCCUCUACCUUACCAUUAUACCAAGUUCUGA
Molecule: messenger RNA, 213 nt
Organism: Melampsora larici-populina 98AG31
Lineage: Eukaryota; Fungi; Basidiomycota; Pucciniomycetes; Pucciniales; Melampsoraceae
Exons: 2
Coding region: 1-213 (70 amino acids)
Biological process (GO): translation
Cellular component (GO): cytosolic large ribosomal subunit; ribosome
Molecular function (GO): structural constituent of ribosome
Source: RefSeq, a predicted model, not a curated record